GCUGUAGAGUUCUGUCCUCAGUUCUCAGAUCAAACUCCUCCAGACUGAGAGAACUGAACCUGAGUGACAAUAACCUGCAGGAUUCAGGAGUGAAGCUGCUCUCUGCUGGACUGGAGAAUCCACACUGUACCCUGGAGAUACUGAGAAUAAACGGUUAGGAAGUGAAAGUGAAAGUCGUCUCCAUUUUGUGUGGAGGGGAAAAUACAGCAUUUCAGGAGUAAAAACGCAGGGUUGAUUUAACACACCGAUGUUGGAGUGAAGUAAACGUGUGUCCUGCUGUAAUCUGGAGAAGGAGACAUGACCUCCAACAUGAGUGUGUCUGGAGAACAGGACUUAAAGAGAGACGAGAGAAUGAUGGAGGGAAAGAGAUCAGACUCACCAGAACCCAGCUGUGUGUCCAUGAAGAGUGACGCGUCAAUGAAUCGUCCAGUUCACUUCAGAGACGGAGCCAGUUCUCCUGAUGUGAGACCACAACAGAAGACAUCAAACCUCAGCAGAAAUCAGCUGGACUCCAUAUUCAAGGAGCUGGAACACAAAGUCAUCACUCUGAUGAAGAAUGAACUGAAGAGGUUUAGGAAGCUCCUGAGUCCAGAUUACCCAGCAUGCACUGAGAGGGAGUUGGAGGAUGAGGAGGAUCUGCACAGUGUCAGAGAGGGAGCGCUGAAGAUCACACUGCACGUCCUGAAGAACAUGAACCACACAGAUCUCGCUAACACACUGCACAACAAGUCUGUGGCCCCUGUGUAUCAGACAAAGCUGAAAUCCAGCCUGAGAGAGAAGUUUAAAAGAAUUAAUGAAGGAAUCUCACAGCAUGGAAGCUCAGCACUUCUGAAUGAGAUCUACACAGAUCUCUACAUCACAGAGGGUUGGAGUGGAGACGUCAAUAAUGAACAUGAGGUGAGACAGAUUGAGACAGCGUCCAGGAGACCAGCAGCACAGGAGACACCCAUCAAAUGUAAUGAUCUCUUUAAAGACAAGUCCAUCAGAAGAGUGCUGACUAAAGGAGUUGCUGGAAUUGGAAAAACAGUCUCUGUGCAGAAGUUCAUUCUGGACUGGACUGAAGGAAAAGCAAAUCAGGACGUCACCUUCAUGUUUCCACUUCCCUUUCGAGAGCUGAAUCUGAUGAAGCAGAAACAUCUCAGUCUGAUGGAUCUUCUUCAUCACUUUUUCCCUGAAAUGAGAAAACUACAGUUAAUAGACUCCUACAAAGUGGUGUUGAUCUUUGAUGGUCUGGAUGAGUGUCGACUUCCUCUAAAUUUCCAGAAGAAUGAGAGACUGUGUGAUGUGACAGAGUCGGUCUCAGUGGAUGUGCUGCUGACGAACCUCAUCAAGGGGAAUCUGCUUCCCUCUGCUCACCUCUGGAUAACCUCUCGACCAGGAGCAGCCAAUCAGAUCCCUCCUGAGUGUGUAGACCAGGUGACAGAGGUACGAGGGUUCAGUGAUCCUCAGAAAGAGGAGUACUUCAGGAAGAGGAUCAGUGAUCAGAGCCUGGCCAAUAAAAUCAUCUCACACAUGAAGUCUUCAAGAAGCCUCUACAUCAUGUGCCACAUCCCAGUCUUCUGCUGGAUCUCAGCCACUGUUCUAGAGAGAAUGUUGGGUGAAGCAGAGAGUGGAGAGAUCCCCAAGACUCUGACUCAAAUGUUCACACACUUCCUGAUCUUUCAGAUCAAACACAAGGACCAAAAGUACCAUCAGAAAUGUGACCCUGAUCCUCAGCAGACCACAGAGAGUAUCCUGGCACUGGGAAAACUGGCUUUCCAACAGCUGGAGAAAGGAAACCUGAUCUUCUAUGAGGAAGACCUGAGAGAGUGUGGCAUUGAUGUAAGAGAAGUGUCGGUGUACUCAGGAGUGUGUACCCAAAUCUUCAGAGAGGAGUUUGGGCUUCACCUGGGGAAGGUGUUCAGCUUUGUACAUCUGAGUGUUCAGGAGUUUCUGGCUGCUUUAUAUGCAUUUUUCUGCUUUAUUUUUAGAAAGACAAAUGUGUUAGUGGAGCAAAGCACUGGACUUUUUAAUUUCUUCAGAAAGUCAGACAUGUGUGAUCUCCUCAGGAGUGCAGUGGACAAGGCCUUACAGAGUGAGAACGGACACCUGGACCUCUUCCUCCGCUUCCUUCUGGGUCUCUCACUGGAGUCCAAUCAGACUCUCUUACGAGGUUUAAUGCCCCAGACAGGAAGCAGCUCUCACAGCACACAGGAAACAGUCGAGUACAUCAAGGAGAAGAUCAGGGAGAAUCCAUCUCCAGAGAAAUCCAUCAAUCUGUUCCACUGUCUGAAUGAACUGAAUGAUCAUUCUCUAGUGCAGGAAGUACAGACUUACCUGAACAGAGGAGGUCUCAGUCGUCUCAGUGGAACCAGACUCUCUCCUGCUCAGUGGUCAGCUCUGGUGUUUGUGUUACUGAACUCAGAUCAGGAGCUGGAUGAGUUUGAUUUGUGGAAAUAUGACCCAUCAGAGGAAUGUCUUCUGAAGCUGCUGCCAGUGGUCAAAGCCUCCAGAAGAGCUGUGCUGUGUGUGUGUGAUCUGACAGAGGAAAGCUGUAGAGUUCUGUCCUCAGUUCUCAGAUCAAACUCCUCCAGACUGAGAGAACUGGACCUGAGUGACAAUAACCUGCAGGAUUCAGGAGUGAAGCUGCUCUCUGCUGGACUGGAGAAUCCACACUGUACACUGGAGAUACUGAGGAUGUGGAACUGCAGGAUUACAGAUGAAGGUUGUGCUGCUCUGGCUUCUGCUCUGAGGUCAAACUCCUCAUCACACCUGAGAGAACUGGAUCUGAAGGGUAAUAAUCCAGGAGAAUCAGGAGUGAAGCUGCUCUCUGAUCUACUGAAGGAUCCACACUGUAACCUGGAGACACUACACAUUAACUAUAAUAAACUCACCAGGACUGGCGUAUGACGGGAGUCUCACCUCAAACCUCUUCUCCAGGAUAAAGCAGUCUCGGUGAAGAGUUAGAACCCGUCCCACAUUUCCAGCAGUUUGGGAGCUGAAUCAUUAAACUUAAAGGGGCAGAGCAGAAACAAAGUCAAGAACAGGCAGAAGGUCGUACACAGGAGAAAUCAACACACGUAACCAAAUAUCUGCUGUACAAAGCAACGGCUCCGAUCUGCCCCGGGGAUGGAGACUGACGAGGCUUAAGUACACGUCUGGAAAUGUACAGAAAACUCAUCCCAAAGCACGAGGCGGGAGCAGGCGUGUACGAGAUGUGAUCGUCCAAUGGCACAUUGCAGUGGACUGGGCUUAAAAGAGGAGGAGACAAGACACCCAUCCCUCCCCCGACAUAGACACACGAAUGGAACAUAGUACAAACAGAAAUACAACUGAGGACGUAACAAUGGCCAAGUAUCAAAUAAAAUGUAAACGUGCAUUGAUGAAGGUAAUGUUGUUAGUAAUUGUUUAUAAAUUACCAUGGUAACACGGAGCUCCAAGGUAUAAAAAUAUGGAGUUUGUCAUCAAUCAAACAGUAACCAGUUUUAAUACCUAAAAAAGUUUACGUAGCAAAAUUUAGCAAAGCGCUUUACAGUAAAUUAAAAUGUAAGAUUAAACUAAUGAAAUGUUGUGCAGCACAUGCUUAUGUUAAUGUUUGUUUCAUUAUAUAAUCAUAUAAAUAAAUAAAUACUCCCAAAGUCACCAGAAUUGAAAGCUUUGGUGCUGUUAAACAUUUAGAGAUUGAGGCUGUGGUGACUCAGUAGUUCACUCAGUAUAUCUGGGUAAGACACAGUGAACGACUCACUGCUGGCAUUCAUGAAGACGUCAUAAACUCCACUGGAAUAAUAAAUAGGAUCUAAUAAAACCAUGAGUGGAAAUUAUUGGUGUAAGUUUGUUAGGAUAGACUUCCUCCAACCUGGAACUAUAUCCUCCAGUCCACGCGGUGGCGGUAACGCGCCUAACAGCUGCGUCUCCGACCAGUAGAAAUCACAGAAGAAGAAAAAGCUGCAGCGGGUAUCUCCUGAGCAGAUGAGUUAUUACACCGAACUAAUCAUCUCCAGAUUAAAUUAUUUCUGACAGUUUUGCAGCUAGAUUUGAUCCAGUUUAAAAGUAAAAGCUGGUUAUUUUGUCUGUGUUUGUGGAAUUAAAACUCCGUUCUGUUUUUAAACCCGAGUACCUCAUCCAAGUUCUGCAGAUGUUCAUUAGCCCCUGAGACUAAAAUGUCAUCCAGAUAAACUGUGACGCGUGCGAUGUCUUGCAGAAUCCCUUCUAUUGUGCACUGGAAGAUCGCUGGACUUGAAGCAACUCCAAAUGGUGGCCUGUUUGUCCAAAGCCCAGGCUGACCCCCCACCCCUUCAACCUUUGCAGCAAUGCUGGCAGCACUAUUUCCCAAAGACAACCUCUGGAUAUGACGCUGAGCACGUGCACUCAACUUCUUCUUUGGUCGACCAUGGCGAGGCCUGUUCUGAGUGGAACCUGUCCUGUUAAACCGCUGUAUGGUCUUGGCCACCGUGCUGCAGCUCAGUGUCAGGGUCUUGUGUCCAAAGCCCGUGGUGGUGGAAGUGCAUGGCGUUUGUGUGGAAGCAGGUCUGUUGGGAGUGUUAAGUACCAUCUCAUACACUCAGCAAACAAUAUGGAUGGAACUUUCCAGAGUUGUGGUGUCACUUUUCCUGCAAAGCUUUAACCAUCAGAGAGUUAUCUUUUACUGGGGCUUUUAGUUGCAGGAGACUGAAUUACUAACAGUUUUUUUUGUGGAUCUGAUUUCUUCUUUCGCAGGAGUGGAUCUAAUCACAGCCUGUGAUAUUCGUCUGUGCACACAGGAUGCCUGGUUUCAGGUGAAGGUAUGAGGAACAUUAACUUGCCAUACAUUGCUGGCUUACAUGUUUACACCAAGAUCUGUAAACAAGCUAUUUUUGUCCAUAUGAUCACUAUAGAGAUGGUAAGUGAUGAGAAGAUAAGAAUGGGCUGAUUGUUCUGACUCGUACAAGCCCCUAUGAAAGAGUUGACCACAAGGGGGCACACUCUGAACAAUUAUUUACAUUUGCAGUUUGUUGAAGAUUAAAUAAACCACAGUGAGCAUCAGAUGUCUGGUUUUAAUACAAAGUGGACUAUUUUAUGAUAUUACCAUCUUGUCAUUUAUCAAAGAAGAACUCCAAAACCUGAAAUUUGUUAAUUUUUAGACAGAAAAAUUCUGCAGUGUAGCUGUUCUAGUGGGCUUUCACCCUGGAAGUUUAGUCCAACACAGAGCAGUUUGCAUGAAAAGUUGGUAAUGUGACCGUCGUAAUGUGGACUGGGAAGUGCACUGCGGUACCGAACCCGAGACUACCUGUAGAAGGUGGUCAGAGUUCGGUUACACUGGAACUGUGAAUGUGAAUUGUCCCAUGAAUGUGAACGUAACUUGUAUCCGGGUCCGCACUUGUUCAGGAAGGAGAGUAACCUGUGCUGAAGGCCUGUUGUGGUGAUGACGUGUCAUGACACGUUUUGGCCCAAAUCUGCAGUAACUUUGAAAAAGUGGAAGCUCCUCUGAAUAUUGUGGAGUUUCUUGAUUUUGUGUUAAUUUCUGUGAUCACAAAAUGGUGAAAUUCUGGACUGACACAUGGAAGAUAUGGAAUGAUAACAGAAGAAUGUGACUUUGGGUUGUACUGUGUAUUUUUUUCAUGUAGCUUCAUUAUUUAGUAUAAAUGAAGGCAAGUGUGUGUUCUGUUCUUCAUCUCUGCAGUCGUGUGUUCCCUGAUAGUCAAUGAUUGCUGGAGCUCUGGAAAUAGCAGGUGAGAUUGCAGGCCGGAGUCGCAUCGCUGUCCAAGGAACCAAAAUCAACCUCCUCUACUCCUGAGACCACAGUGUGACUGAGAGCCUAGACUACAUGGCUACUUGGAACAUGAACAUGUUGCAGACACAGGAUCUUAUGAAGUCAGCGCAGGCAGCCCUGGAAAAGAAGAGUCCGAAAGACGUGCCCUUCUCCAAGCUUUAAAGGAGAAGAUCCAGGGCUGUUGAAGCUGUGGUGGAACUGAGACAUCAUCAUCCACAUAUCUUCAGUUCUUCUUGCUAAGUCUGUUUCUUUUUAGUCUUUUUAUUUUUAGACUGGUCAAAAGACUGAUUAGUGGAAGUGAAAUGAUAGAUGAACUUUUAAUUACUUGCUUUAUUAUUUGCAGGUGCCUUGUACAGUAAGACAGGGUAACUAAUACUCAAAAGCUUGGUUUGUGUGUUAACAUGUACAGUAGAUGGACAUAUUUUUUCUGGUGCUGUGACUGCAGAAUGUAGUGCAGUUAACACAUUAAAUUUCCUUGGAUGCUCACUUUUAACUCGAGGAGGUCACAGUUUGCCCAGACAUCUUUUUUUAAAUCCGUCAAUCCGUCACCCACGCGUCAUUCUGGGGGACGAAGAGGAGGAAGCUGGACAGAUAAAUUUAUUUAUUUAUUUAUCAUUGCUGUGUUUCCUCAAUCGAGUGCAGAAAGAAGAAAAACAACACAACUGAUUUAAAAUAAAAAUAUAGAAAACAAUCUAAUGUAAGGUUCUGAUCCGGUUUGCUUUCAGCAGGAAGGCUGUCCUCUUUCCUGUUGCUCUUUCUCUUCUAUUAGUCCAUUUGUCCAGUCUGAAUCGGUUUUGAUUCGUUUCGAGACGAUUCGGAGUCGAAUAAUUUUCUAGUGAGAGUCGCACACUUCCAAACGAACUAGACUGAGAUGAGUAUUUGAUUCUCACUAGAAAGUGAUUCGACUCUGAAUAAACUCGAAAUGAAUCAGUCAAACUGAUUCAGACUCUAUAAAAAGGACUAUGAGAUGUGAUUAAGAUAUAUAUUCCAAUGUUUUGCUUUACAAUUCCAUUGUGUGUGUGUGUAUGUGUGUGCGUGCGCGCGCACGUGUGUUUUUCAGGAGAACGAGAAACUCGGACACAACAGUACAUCCUGACCAUUGGUACUGUGUACACAUCAACAUACACACACGUCUCCAUGCUGGACAUCUCAGGAGCUUUCACACAGUGCUAGGAAUAUCCCGGGACAGAGAAACGCACCUUCUAAG
Messenger RNA from Ictalurus punctatus (channel catfish), 6935 nucleotides. RefSeq names its product NLR family CARD domain-containing protein 3. Gene Ontology annotation, molecular function: protein binding. NCBI's taxonomy places the organism in Eukaryota, Metazoa, Chordata, Actinopteri, Siluriformes, Ictaluridae. Bases 298 to 2889 code for a protein of 863 amino acids. The transcript has 14 exons. The record is from RefSeq and is a predicted model, not a curated record.